AUGGCCGUCAAGAAGCGCCGCUCCUCCAGCUCUCCAGAGGAGUCGCGGUACCGUGAGAAGGUUCCUCAUUUGGAAGAGAGGACCUCCUAUACCCAUUGCAAAGAUCUUAUGGAGCCCUCGACAUCAAGUGGAACAGUUUCCAGUGAUAACGACACAUCGAAGAUUUCCGUGGGCCGGAAGGAUGUGAAUCUGACUUUAAUCGUCGUUUCUUUUCAGAAUACCGCAUCCCUUGAUGACUUUGAUCGUAUCAAAACAUUGGGAACCGGCUCAUUCGGGAGGGUGAUGCUCGUGAAGCAUAAACAAUCUGGCAGCUACUAUGCAAUGAAAAUUUUAGAUAAGCAAAAGGUUGUGAAACUGAAGCAAGUGGAGCACACGCUGAACGAGAAGCGAAUCCUUCAAGCAAUCGACUUUCCUUUUCUCGUCAAUAUGCAGUACUCCUUCAAGGACAAUUCAAAUCUCUACAUGGUGCUCGAAUUCAUUUCCGGUGGUGAAAUGUUCUCUCAUUUGGCAAUGGCGUUUUUCAGUUUCUCCGAGCCUCAUUCGCGGUUCUAUGCGGCACAGAUAGUGCUGGCAUUCGAGUACUUGCACUCUCUCGACUUAAUCUAUCGAGACUUGAAACCAGAAAAUCUGUUGAUCGACAGUACAGGUUACCUGAAGAUCACUGAUUUCGGAUUUGCAAAGCGGGUCAAAGGUCGCACCUGGACGUUGUGUGGGACUCCGGAGUACUUGGCUCCAGAGAUCAUCCUUUCCAAGGGCUACAAUAAGGCAGUAGACUGGUGGGCCCUUGGAGUGUUGAUUUAUGAGAUGGCUGCAGGUUAUCCGCCGUUCUUCGCCGAUCAGCCCAUUCAGAUCUAUGAGAAAAUCGUUAGUGGCAAGGUGAAAUUCCCUUCACAUUUCUCCAACGAGCUGAAGGAUUUGCUGAAGAAUUUGCUUCAAGUCGAUCUGACAAAGCGCUUCGGUAAUCUGAAGAACGGCGUCGCUGACAUCAAGAACCACAAAUGGUUCGGCAGCACCGACUGGAUCGCGAUCUAUCAGCGAAAGGUAGAGGCGCCUUUCCUACCGAAAUGUCGCGGUCCAGGCGAUGCCUCAAACUUCGACGACUACGAGGAAGAGCCGCUGCGUAUCUCGGGCACCGAGAAGUGUUCCAAGGAGUUUGCCGAGUUCUAA
Haemonchus placei is the source of this 1167-nucleotide messenger RNA. The record is from the annotation of a GenBank genome assembly. NCBI's taxonomy places the organism in Eukaryota, Metazoa, Nematoda, Chromadorea, Rhabditida, Trichostrongylidae.